Molecule: messenger RNA, 723 nt
Organism: Acanthosepion pharaonis
Lineage: Eukaryota; Metazoa; Mollusca; Cephalopoda; Sepiida; Sepiidae
Source: the annotation of a GenBank genome assembly
AUGGCGGACUUUCCGAGUAUUUAUAGAAUUCUUGGCACGGUUUUGAUUGCGUCUUUAAUGACUGGAAGAAUGUUGUGGAAUACACCAGACUUUAGAAGAGGAAGAUUUGCUGCAAAGAGAUUAUUCCCAUUGAUUGAGACGGUUCCUGAUGAUUCCUCAACCGAGGAAGAAAAUAAACCCUUGGAAGAGUGCAAAGGCGCUGUGUCGUUUGAAAACGUCACUUUCAAAGAUCCAGUUCAGCCGGACGUUACAGUUUUGGACACAUUUUCUAUGUCAGUUGGAGCUGGUGAGUCUGUAGCUAUCGUUGGCGCCAAGGAAAUCGAGAAAAAGGCAAUUGUAGAAUUAAUGGAACGAUUCUAUAGUCCGCUUUCUGGUACCAUUAAGUUGGACAAUGUCGAUAUACAGAAUCAAAAAUUGCGCUGGUUCCGUUCUCAGAUCGGCGUUGUGAAACAGGAAGCACUAUUUUUCGACAUUAGCAUCGUCGACAAUAUUCUUUAUGGAACCAUCACGGGAGUAGCCGAAGUGGUCGAAGCUUGCAAGGCUCUCAACAUUCACGAGGCCAUAAAAUCUUUACCAGAGGGCUACAAUACGAAACUGGAAGACGCAGUUUUACCAUUCCACCCCCAAAGAAUCGUCAUUGCGAGAGCGAUUGUGCGAGAUGCCCAAAUAUAUUUCAUUGACUGUGAAAGUCUUGUUUUGACCCGACCAACUGAAAAAAUAUAA